ACCACUUGCGCGCGCAUCGCCUUAAGUUGAAAUAACAUAGAGAUCGUUUGGACAUCAAGGAGCAAUAUUUUACACAUUGAGUAGUUAACAUCUGUAAUAAAUUUUCUUCUUAUUGAGUGGAAUGUGGGACUACAGAUAACGGUUGGUCUGACUUUUUCCAGAGAUACUUUAAUUAUACUGAAACAUAUAGCGUAUUCUAAUGCUGACACAUGAAAGUACAAAGAUUGCACUUGUUCCUGCUUCAUUCUUUUACAGAAGCAAGAAGAGUCUAUCCAAGCACGAAAAGCCGGGGCACCUUUCUCACUUACAGAUACAAGAAACAUGACGUUCGUUUGGCGAAGGCUUCCAUCGUCCGUGGUACCUGACCUGACCAGACCUGACUUUUCCCUUUGUUUGGUUUUGUGGUCUUUCGGAAUAUAUUAAGUGCAAGUUUCGGAAUUGUAGCAACUCCCCAGGUCUAUUGCGACCUACGUGCGUACUGGACACGGAAACCCUCAGAAUAUUCUACCGAACGCAUACUACAAUUGUCAUGCUAAAGCGGGAUUUCGAAGUAAUGUCGCCGUCAAACCACGGAAUUCACAAUGACGCUCUGCAGAGCUCACGCAUGAGGCAACCUUUUAAUCUCUUUAUUCUGAGACCAAAGCCCGAACGCACAGUUGUAACGGCGUCUUCAAGUGGGGAAACGAGCAAUGUCUUCCCAGGUCUUCAGGAGAAUGACGGAUUAGAUUCCAAGGCUCAGUGUAGUUCCGAUCAGUUGUUGAAAACUGAACAAGACGCCUCUGUGAGCCCAUCGGACGAAGGUUGCAGCUAUGCGACUGGGAAUGUGACACCACCAUCCCUUUCUCAGCAAGAAAAGCGGCCUCAUCAAUGCAACUACUGUGAGAAAACGUUUUCUCUUCUAGCCAAACUCCGGAUCCACGAACAGUCUGUUCACCUGAAUCAGCGACCCCAUAAAUGCAACUACUGUGAGAAAACGUUUUCGCUUCUAAGCAAUCUUCGAGUCCACGAACAGUCUGUUCACCUGAAGCAACGUCCCUAUAAGUGUGAAAAUUGUGGUACAUCAUUUUCUCGGAAGGCCACUAUGCAAAGGCACUUCAGAAGUGUUCAUUCAAAAGAGCGACCUUACAAAUGCAAGUACUGUGAGAAAACAUUUUCUCGGUUGGGUAUUCUUCAGGUCCACGAGAAAUCUGUUCAUCUUGAAGAACGACCGUAUAAAUGCGAGUACUGUGAGAAAACUUUUCCUUUUAUGAACAGGCUCAGGCUUCACGAAAACUCUGUACACCUGAAACAACACUCCCAUAUAUGUGAAUAUUGUGGCACAUCAUUUGCUCUGAAAGCCAGUAUGCAAAGGCACUUCAAAAAUGUUCAUUCGAAACGACACUCCUAUACGUGUGAAUAUUGUGGCAUACCGUUUUGUGAGGCGCGCGGUUUCCGAAAGCACAUGAAUACGGUUCAUCCGAAUCAACAUCUUUAUACGUGUGAACAUUGUAACCAAUCGUUUUCUGGUUAUGGCAGUUUGCGAAAGCAUAUCAGAACUGUUUAUUCGACACAUCGUCCGUACACAUGUGAACAGUGCAGCAAAUCUUUUUCCCUGAGGUGUAAAUUACGACGGCAUUGCAAAUCUGUUCAUUCAAAAGUUGGACACACAGCUUCGAUUGAUAACAGAGUUGCACAAGUGGAAUUGAAACAGGAAACAUGUACAGGUCCCCUCAUGAUGUCCCGGUAG
Molecule: messenger RNA, 1726 nt
Organism: Dicrocoelium dendriticum
Lineage: Eukaryota; Metazoa; Platyhelminthes; Trematoda; Plagiorchiida; Dicrocoeliidae
Source: the annotation of a GenBank genome assembly